Molecule: messenger RNA, 3596 nt
Organism: Clarias gariepinus (North African catfish)
Lineage: Eukaryota; Metazoa; Chordata; Actinopteri; Siluriformes; Clariidae
Gene: foxm1
Product: forkhead box M1
Exons: 9
Coding region: 129-1982 (617 amino acids)
Biological process (GO): G2/M transition of mitotic cell cycle; regulation of DNA-templated transcription
Molecular function (GO): sequence-specific DNA binding; DNA-binding transcription factor activity
Source: RefSeq, a predicted model, not a curated record
AAGAAGACGGAAGUGGCGAGUUUCACCUUCUCGGUUUUACGAAGUUACGAUUUCAUAACAUCAUUAAAAAAAAAGGACGCGUGAUAAACUGAUGAGAACGGAUGUAAUAUGAAGAAAUCCGAUCUGCUAUGAACAGGACGAUGGAGAGUCCCCGGAGACCGAUCAUCCUCAAGAGGAGGAAACUCCCGUUUCAGAGAAACGAAUCUGAAGGGCCACAGAGCAAAGCACGGAGCACGACGCCCUCCGGAGCACGGUCCUUCCCUGAUGGCAUUUGCCUUAUGGAUCACCCGACGAUGCCGGACACGCAGGUGGUGGUCAUACCAAAAAGCGCUGAUCUUCAGAGCGUCAUCGACGUCUUGACCGUCAAGGGGAAGGAACACGGCGCGCAGGGACCGACUAAGUUCAUCUUGCUGAGCGGAAGCAAUGGAUCCGAGGCUGGGGUCAAAGCCCUCGGUGAUGCCACGUCAAAGAGCAACAACAACCUCGCACCUGAAGCGUGUGCAACUGGAGAUGCCAAACCUCUCCUGAUAAGCAGACUGAAGAAUGAAUCAGACUGCAGUCUACUAGACGACAGCCUGACGAACAUCCAGUGGCUGGGGAAGAUGGACGCAGAAGUCGCUAGUACUGAGAAAGAAAUGAAAGAAUCCAAUAAAGAGAACUUACCUUGCGAUGUACAGGAGGCGCAGCAGCCAGAGGAAGACGUGAGUGCAGCAGGUAAAGGUCCUUUGUCAGAAAGACCUCCUUACUCCUAUAUGGCGAUGAUCCAGUUCGCCAUUAACAGCAAGAAAAACAAGAUGAUGACCCUGAAGGAAAUCUAUAACUGGAUAGAGGAUCAUUUCCCCUACUUCCGAGAUGUAGCUAAACCAGGUUGGAAGAAUUCCAUUCGGCACAAUCUCUCCUUGCACGACAUGUUCGUCCGAGAAAGCACCCCGGACGGAAAGAUCUCCUUCUGGACCAUUAAACCUGAGGCAAACCGCUGCCUCACUUUAGACCAGGUGUAUAAGCCUGCGAUCGAUCCAGCGGCUCCUUCUUGCCCACAAACCGUGCAAGUCUGUUACCAACAACAGCAGAAGCGAGUUGUUCCUGAACCUAAGAAAGCUACACCUUGCACUACAGAAAGGAAAAUGAAGCCUCUGCUGCCCCGCACAGACUCGUACCUGGUGCCCAUUCAGCUUCCCUUGACUUCCUCGCUCUUUUUGUCCUCCUCGGCAGCGCUCCCUCUGUCUACCCCUCAGCAGACACCCACUCUCUCUAAUCCAGUCCCCAAGGUACCAAGCAAGAGGCCUUGCAUAGCUCCCAAGAUCCCGAAGAGCGACUCCAGCUCCGUCCUGAUGUCUCCCCAGGUCCCUGAGGUGAAGGAAGAGCGCGUGUGCGUACCCGUCAGCGCCGAACCCCGCAGCAGCAAACGCAAGGAGCUGAGCAGCUCGCGUCGUAAGCAGCGUCUCGUCACGCCGUCCACCGAGGAGCCCGUCCUGGUCUUCCCAGAGAGCUCUUUCUCCGACUCCGGCGUCGCCCUGGACCUCACCGCCUUGCAGGAAAUGGAACUAGAACCUCUGCGUGACCCUCAGCUGGAGAACGAAACCUUUAAAACACCGAUCAAAGGGAGCCACCCGGCGUCCUCGACCCCCAGCAAGGCUCUGGAGCCGUGGAGGAUCACGCCACUGGGUAAAGGGAGCCGCAGCGUGCUGGAUUUCAGCCCGAUCCGUACGCCGCAGCGGAACGAGAGCAGCGCUCUUAGUCUCACCAGCACACCUUUCAAAGAGCUGCAGCUUUUCAGUUCCCCCCGUGAGCUCCUCACCUCCUGUUCCCGCGAGCUGCAGACGGGCUCCGCGAACCGCUCGCUCACCGAGGGCCUCGUGCUGGACACCAUGAACGACAGCCUAAGUAAAAUCUUAGUAGACAUCAGCUUCUCCUGUCUGGACGAUGACGACCUGGGCAUGGCCAACCUCAGCUGGUCGCAGUUUAUUCCUGACCUGAAAUAAUAUAUUUUUUUAAUUCUUUUUUUUUUCCUCAACAAUCCAAGCUGCUUGCACGCUUCUUCACUGCCUCAGUAUUUCUUUAGCUUGCUUGUUUGCUAAUACAUGUAACUGUUUUAUCCUACUUUGGUUUUGUUAAUCCUUAUGCACAUUGUCUAUUUGUAAGCUCUUUAUUGAAACCUUUUAGGAUUAAAGAGCCAUGCUUCAGUACGAUCAUCACGACCCUCCCACCUGAUCCGCGCUGACUCGGAUGCGAGAACCACAUCUCGGUUCCUAACAUUAAAAAUACACGUACACACUCCUUCAUAAGCUGCUCGCAAUGAUUUUCACUGCCUUUGCUUCUUCCACAUGUGUACGUAUCCUUUUUUUUUCCUCUUACUGCUUUAUUUUUUUUUCUGUGUGUGUGUAACUUCCUGUUUGUUUACUGUAUGUGUCAAGUUAGAGUGUAUUUAUCACUCCGGUUCUGAAAGAUGACAGGAGUGACGAUUGAGAAACUGUUGAAGGAAUGUAUUUAGGAAUUGACCGAUUUUGCACAAUUUGUAAUAUAUAUCUAUAUAUAUAUAAAUGUGUGUAUAUGUAUGUGUAUUUAGGUAUUUUCUUUUUUUUUUUUAAAUGUGUAAAUGAGUACAUAGAUUUAAUGGACUCCCAACUUAGACACUACUACUGCUGCUGCACGCAACAUGCUUUAAUGCAACGCAUUGACGGCAAGACAAGACCUGCAAUUCAAGCUAAUGGUUCAAUUUAUUUGUGGGGGAAAAAACCACAAACAAUGCAAAUCCUAUUAAUUAAUAGUAAGUAGCAGAGACCUGAGAUUUCUAUUUAUAAUCAUAUAACUUUAACAAUUUUGUAUUGCCAGCAGCUUACUACUGUAUUCAUAAUGCAGGAGUGAUCUUCCUUAGGGCUGGAUGAUGCGAAGUAAAAUCGGUUCACACUAAGACACACUGCCGUAGAAGACUGAUAUGGGGCAUGUUGAAUUUUCUUCUAAUGUGCACCAAGAAAUCUGGACACAUGGUCAAACCUAGACUAUGGAUUCAUGUUAAAGCUUGAAUGAACAGUCAUUAUUAUUAUUAUUGAUAUUAUCGAAUUAUAGCGAUUCUGUUGGAUAGUUUAAAAACAGCUUUUGCAUUUUUUUUAUGAUUAUCCAGCCUUUCAUAGAAUUCAUAUUAGGAUAUGGUGUCAAGGAUCAUCUUUGACAUUCCUAUAGUAAUAAUAAAUAAUAAUAAAUAAUAAUAACACGCUUCUACUCAUUAUCCAGCCCUGGUCUCUCGCAUGCAUUGGCUUUCUAUUGAAAUUUUUUGUCUGAUUGUUGUAAUCACAGUCUGUGUAUAUUGUUUUUAAAAAAAUGCAUAUAAAAAAAAAAAGCCUGUUUUUUGUUGUUUUUUUUUUCCCUUAAAAUUUUGCCUAAGAACACAGCCAUGAAUAAAGACUGGUACAAAAACAUAAUGCUGGAGCAACGUCUCCCAACCAUCCAAGAACAGUUUGGUGAUGAACAAAGCCUUUUCCAGCAUGAUGGAGCACCUUGCUAUAAAGCAAAAGUGAUAACUGCUGAACAAGUUUCGUGAGACGCAUUCGCACACAAUAAGAGAAGCCUGCAUUUUUACUCUAACUUAUUGACUAAUC